UUAUAAGGUAUUCCCCCCGUAGGCGAUGGGAGGGUGGAAGUGGGCCGUGCGAUGCAGGAUAUUCUCACAGGAUGUGAUGGCUGGCCAGCAGCCGGAGCCCCACGAUCUACAGGCGAGAGUCAGCUGAGGGGAGGUUUUGGCUUGUGGUCUGUGUUUAGUUACUAUUGAUCUGUGAGUGGGUGUGUGAGGAUGUGAAAUCACGAUGGUCAGGAGGCACCGGACCGAGUAGUCGUCAGCUCAAAGCGAGCGCCAUGGCCGCCUUCCAGCUGCUCUUCCUGCUGAUGGUCAGCUGCGUGGUGGCAUCCGCACGGCCCUCCCGCCAGAUCCCUCCAUGCCAUAUUGUCCAGAUGGAUGUGAUUUGCCGCGAUCUGAGCCUGAGGAGCGCGCCGGACAACCUUCCUCGCGGGGUCCAAAUGCUGGACCUCUCUCUCAACCAGGUGCAGAACCUGUCCCAGAGAACUCUGGCGUAUCACACCAGCUUCCACCGCCUCAACCUCCAGUCCAACAGGAUCCACUUCAUCCAGCCGGGCCUCUUCCAGAACAUGAGUGACCUGAAGGUCCUAGACCUGUCCAAGAACCAUCUGAGUGUUUUUGGCUUCUCUAAAAUCAACGUGGGGCCUCUCACGGCCGUGGAGUCUCUGGACCUAUCCAGCAACGGGCUGUACACAGGGAUGUCGGACUAUUUCCUCGCCGACUCCCCUUUGCUCACAAACCUGUCUCUAAACAGCAACAGCAUCACCAAAAUCGGGCAACACACCUUCAAGGGAUCAUUGUCCUUGAAAAAAAUCAGCCUCCACAACAAUGUCAUCCUGGAGAUCGAAGACGGAGCCUUUGACUCCUUGAAAAACCUGACCGAGCUCGAUUUGUCCAAGAACUCCAUCACGUGCAUCAGGGACUUCAACCUGCAUCGCUUGAAAGUGUUCAACCUCAGUCAGAACAGCAUGGAGCUUUUCUGCAGCGUCGACUCACGCGCUGCCUAUGAGCUGCAGACUCUGGACCUGAGCAAGAACAAGAUGCUCUACUUCCCCAGUCUGCCUCAAAAUAACGUGCUCCGAUACUUGGACGUUUCAAGGAACCUCCUCGGGAACCUCUCCAAAGGCCUCGACACUCCGCUAAAUGACCUGAUGUACCUGGACUUGAGUUACAAUCGACUCACAAACGUGUCCGAGUCCUUUUUCACCCUCAUGGGGUCGCUGGAGGUCCUGAACGUGAGCAACAACUGCAUCGGCUCGUUUUCUGUCACGACGGGCGCCGUCCUGCGGAGCGUGAGGACCGUCCACCUCGGCUACAACUCGCUGCGGAGUCUGACGGUGGGAGCCGACGCGCUGCCGUCGCUGGAGCGGCUCUACCUGCAGGGCAACGACCUCGCCACCCUGGAUCACGGCGUCUUCCAGAGGCUCCCGAAGCUCAGGCAGCUGCAGCUGCAGGGGAACGGCCUGAAGAUCUGCGCCUCGGAGCGAAACCGGCGCACGGGCGACGGCUGCGUGUCCUUUUCCUACAUCCCAAACCUGCAAUUCCUGGACAUCUCUGAAAACAACCUGCCGACUUUGCCCGCGGACGCCUUCGCGGAGACGCCGCUGAGGCUUCUGGACGUGUCCCGGAACCCGGGCCUGGACAUGGACCAGGACGCCCUCUCCGGCCUGGACCGCUCCCUGGUUCACCUCCUCGUGAGGGAAAACAACAUCUCCCGCCUGGACACGCACCUGUCGGCGCUGCGGAGCCUCAAACACGUGGACCUGUCAGGAAACCAGCUGACCUCGCUGCCCCAGUGGAACAAAGAGUCUUCCAUCGAGUCACUAAACCUGCAGAGCAACAACCUGGUCACGCUGGAGGACGGCAACAUGCUGGGCCUGAAGCGCUCCCUCAAAACCCUCUACAUGGGCUCCAACCCGCUGAGCUGCUGCCGGAACCUGGGCUUCGUGCACAUGGUCCAGAGCUCGGCCCUGGACGUCCCCGACCUCCCGUCGGUGACGUGCGUCUACGACGACGCCUCGGCGCCGGUGAACAUCGGGGCCGUGAGCGCGGAGGCGUGCCGCGCGGCAAACACCUCCAGUUACAUCAUAGCGGCGGUUCUGGCGCUGAUCGGACUGGCGGCGCUGCUGGCGCUGCUGGUGAAGUGCUGCCGCUCCAGGAAACGGAAGCACAGCAGGGGCUACAGAGCGUGACGCCAACGGACGCACGUGAGCGCGACAUUUUAGCCCUAGUUUGGAAUCGAGUCCAGAUUUGGGAUGACCUCAUAAAUGAAGAACUGACUUUGGAAACGCGAACGAGCGAAACCUGAACCUCGUGACAACACAUCGACCUGGUUUCUCCUGAAGAGAAGUCUGAACGGACUCCCAAACGCUGCGUCUUGCUGCACCUGGUGGCAAAUGGAGCAACUGCAGCUUCACGGCCUCAGAGGUUCACAGUCUGAACGCAGGGUUUUUGCCUGCUGGUGUUUGAUGUCAUUUUGUCUAAGUAUUGCCUUAUUGAAUGUAAAAGGAAGGAUCCACUCUAGAACAGUUCUAACCCUGAACAGACGGGAGUGAAACGGAGCCAUAACAUUCAUAACAUACGCUUUAUCACUCGUGAUCUAGAGCGUCUGACGCUCACUAACCCAAUUAAUUCGACUUCCUGAAGCUGCAUGAAGGUCGGGAAAGAUCAGAUACCAUCAAUAUUAUCUGUUCAAUCUCUUGAAGAACUAAACUAAGCUUCUAUUCUGAGGCAGUGGUUUCACAGGAAGCUGCACGUAUUUCACGUAUUGCAGUAGCCAAAAUCUGCUUAUUUCACCAAAACGCCUCAAUCUUAUUUAGGGGUUAAAUGAAACAGAAAACAAAUGAAGGCUGAUAAAUGCACGACGGACUGAGGGACAGGAUCAACGUUUGUUGGAAAGCUCUGAGAGUGGAACUUUCCUUUAAGCUAAAAAUAAAAGGGACAACACUACAAAAGGUCAUGAAACAAAACGCUGUUUAUUUAUGGGUGAUGAAGUGUGAUUUGAUGAAGUACAUGCAGGCCGGGAGCCGUCUGAGAUGACUCCAAGCUGUUGUUUAUGGAAGGAACCCAAGCUGUGCCUUUACCCCUCAUGUAGUUUGCACUUUAUAUGUCGUCUGGUCCGCGUGAUUGACUGUUAACACUAAGAUAUUCCGAUUCUGUCGUGUCCUUUUUGCUCGUUUUGGUGCUUCCCCCUUCAUUCAUGCCAUGUGUAAAGAUGGCAAACAGGAAGUUGGAAGUUCAACAAAGCAAUGAAUAACUGUGAUAAAUUAUAUUAAUAAAUAUUAUAUAAAUGACAGAUGUGUAGUGAGCUCCACUGGUAUUCACAGCUUCAUGUGAUGAUGAUGAUGACUUUAGCUUUUUAUUGGCCUCUUAAUUAUCAAGAGGUCGGUUUAGACAGUUUGUAUCUCUUCUCAUCCGGUUUUAUAAAACAAAAUAAGCGAUGUUUGUACCAAAUGAAGCCCAUUCUCUACACUUAUCAUAGCGUGUCACUAUUUUUAUAAUAAAAACACUUAUCUCACCA
Molecule: messenger RNA, 3493 nt
Organism: Betta splendens (Siamese fighting fish)
Lineage: Eukaryota; Metazoa; Chordata; Actinopteri; Anabantiformes; Osphronemidae
Gene: lrrc32
Product: leucine rich repeat containing 32
Exons: 3
Coding region: 252-2165 (637 amino acids)
Cellular component (GO): extracellular matrix
Molecular function (GO): protein binding
Source: RefSeq, a predicted model, not a curated record